Messenger RNA from Brachypodium distachyon (stiff brome), 3731 nucleotides. RefSeq names its product kinesin-like protein KIN-7A. The record is from RefSeq and is a predicted model, not a curated record. Gene Ontology annotation, biological process: microtubule-based movement. The transcript has 15 exons. Bases 367 to 3222 code for a protein of 951 amino acids. Lineage: Eukaryota; Viridiplantae; Streptophyta; Magnoliopsida; Poales; Poaceae. Gene Ontology annotation, molecular function: microtubule binding; ATP binding; microtubule motor activity.
UCCAAAUCUAGCCGUUGCAGCCUCGCCUCAGUCACUCCACGGCCAACCCCGCCCCGCUCCCCCGAGGAUUUUUCUUUCUUUCUCGUCGUCUCCUCUCUGUCUCUCCCUCUCCCCUUCGCGUCUGCGCGACCGAAUUCAAACUCUCUCCAGAUCUCUCCUUCCACCGAAGCACGCCGCCGUCUCGCAGGAAUCUCCCCAGCAGUCGGCGGCGUCCUCGGUCCUCCUCCGUUGUACCGGACUGGACUGGAUUGAUCUCGGUACCCUUCUCCGCAAUAACUUUGCUGAGUUCCUGCCUUCUCCUUCUAGGUACACUUCAGAUUGAAGGAACUCCUUGUAGUUUACAACAGACAACGAGCGUUAGAAGAAAUGAGUGCAUCGAGAACGCCAGGCACCCCUGCAUCAAAGAUUGAACGCACACAGCUGCCAACCCUUACCCCAGGUGGCAGCUCCAGGUCUAAGGAGGAGAAGAUAUUUGUUACAGUUAGGGUGCGACCAUUGAGCAAGAAGGAGCUGGCCGUGAAGGACCAAGUAGCAUGGGACUGCGCUGAUAGCCACACAAUCUUAUACAAGGCCCCCCCACAGGACCGGGCUGCGCCAACAUCAUAUACUUUUGAUAAGGUGUUUGGGCCGACUUGCCAGACAGAUUUGGUAUACGCAGAUGGAGCUAAGGAUGUUGCUAUGUCUGCAUUGACAGGCAUUAAUGCCACAAUUUUUGCCUAUGGUCAGACUAGCAGUGGCAAAACAUUUACCAUGAGAGGCGUGACAGAGAGUGCCGUCAGUGAUAUUUACGGACACAUAGAAAAUACUCCUGAGAGGGAAUUUAUUAUCAAGAUAUCUGCUAUGGAAAUCUAUAAUGAGAUCGUGAAGGAUCUUCUACGACCUGAAUCGAGCCCCCUUCGCUUGUUAGAUGAUCCUGAGAAAGGAACCAUUGUGGAGAAGUUGGAAGAAGAAAUCGUCAAAGACAGACAACAUCUAAGACAUCUAAUCAGCAUUUGUGAAGAGCAAAGACAUGUUGGGGAAACUGCACUAAAUGACACUAGUUCUCGUUCCCACCAAAUCAUUAAACUGACAGUUGAGAGUAAGCUCCGUGAAGUGACAGGAUGUGUCAAAUCUUUUGUUGCUAGUCUGAAUUUUGUUGACCUAGCUGGAAGUGAACGGGCUGCACAAACAAAUGCAAUUGGUGCCAGAUUAAAAGAAGGAUGCCACAUAAACCGCAGCUUGUUGACUUUGACUACUGUCAUACGGAAGUUAAGCUCAGAGAAAAGAAGUGGGCACAUACCUUAUCGGGAUUCAAAGCUCACACGUAUUUUGCAACUUUCUUUGGGUGGAAAUGCACGGACAGCCAUUAUCUGUACUAUGAGCCCUGCCCUAACACAUGUAGAACAAUCGAGAAAUACUUUAUUCUUUGCAACAUGUGCCAAGGAGGUCACAAAUACUGCAAAAGUUAAUAUGGUUGUAUCUGAUAAGCAACUUGUGAAGCACCUUCAGACUGAAGUUGCUAGGCUAGAAGCAGAACUGAAGACCCCUGACCGUUCCUCCUCUUUUGAGAUCCUCAUAAUGGAAAAGGAUAGGAAGAUUAGACAUAUGGAAAAAGAAAUUGAGGACCUCAAGAAAGAACGGGAUAAUGCAUGGUCACAACUUGAAGAACUACGAAAGAAGACGGGUGAUAACCAGCAAGGCUGGAAUCCCUUUGACUCACCACAGAAGGCCCGGAAGUGCCUCACAUUUUAUGGAUCCCUGCAGCCAAGUAACGAGAUUAAGAUAACGAGUUCAGUUAGGCAAUCAUCCACUGCUCCAUUUAUGCUAAAGCAUGAAAUUCGCAAGCUUGAACAGCUGCAACAACAGCUUGAAGUUGAAGCGAACCGAGCUAUUGAAGUACUGCACAAGGAGGUCGAAUGCCACAAACAUGGCAACCAAGAUGUAGCAGAAACUAUUGCUAAACUUCAGGCAGAAAUCAGGGAUAUGCAAUCUGUUAGAUCUGAGAGCAAAGAUGUUGAAAUGAUUACUGAUGAAGGAAAUGGGCCUGAUUUGAAAAAUGAGAUUACUAGGCUUCAUAAGCAAGACAAUGAUAUUGCUAACCUUGAGGCCAAGCUGGAGAAUGUACAGAAGUCUAUUGAUAGAUUGGUGAUGUCACUUCCAAAUGUUAGCACACAGUGUAAUGAGACUACUCCAAAGUCCAACAGGUCAAAGAAGAAGAUGAGGAUGCUUCUUCCACUGGGCGUGAGCAAUGUGAACAGACCAAAUCUAAUAAGAGCACCUUGCUCUCCUAGUAUGCCUUCAGAGUCAGAUGUUGAGAACAGGGCUCCAGACAGUGACACCGUGUCCCAUGAGGGUUCAGAAAAAGCUACUCCCAUCAAAAGUGAAGACACUGGAGACAUAUCAUCACGUGAUGAAACGCCACGAAAUAGGCGAUCUAGCUCAGUAAACAUGAGGAAGAUGCAGAAAAUGUUCCAAAAUGCUGCUGAAGAAAAUGUACGAAGCAUCAGGGCUUAUGUCACUGAGUUGAAGGAGAGGGUGGCAAAACUUCAAUACCAGAAGCAGUUGCUUGUCUGCCAGGUCUUGGAGUUGGAAUCCAAUGAAGGCAAACCAAAUGAUAUGGAAGAUCAAGAGGAAAAUGCCGGAUGUCUACAGGAUAGUCCUGAUUCAUGGAACGGAUUAUUUAAGGCACAAAUGCAGCACAUUAUCCAAUUGUGGGAUCUCUGUCAUGUAUCCAUCAUACACAGGAGUCAGUUCUACCUAUUAUUCAGGGGUGAUAUAGCUGACCAGAUAUACAUCGAGGUUGAAGUUCGAAGAUUGACAUGGCUGCAACAGCAUUUUGCUGAGGUGGGUGACGCAAGCCCUGCUCCUGGCGAUGACCUUGCAGUUUCCAUAGCUUCAUGCAUGAAGGCAUUGAGAAAUGAGCGAGAAUUUCUUGCAAGAAGAAUGAGGUCGAGGCUCACAGAAGAAGAACGGGAGGCCCUCUUCAUGAAAUGGCAGGUACCCAUCGAGGCGAAGCAGCGGAAGCUGCAGCUUGUCAACAAGUUGUGGACAAACCCCAACGAUCAAGCGCACAUCGAGGAGAGUGCUGAUACAGUGGCCCGGUUGGUCGGUUUCUGCGAGGGUGGUAAUAUCAGCAAGGAGAUGUUUGAGCUCAACUUUGCAAGUCCUGCAAGCAGGAAGCCAUUUCUGAUGGGUUGGCAGCCAAUAUCAAACAUGAUUAAGGAGAAAGCUCAACUAUGGUAAAACAAUAAGAAAAACUGUCCACCCCUUUACUUCACUGCAAUGCUCAUCUCGGGCGUGUACAAAGCUAUCUAAUUCAGAGCUGCCGAUUACAGCAGAUAUUUUCGAAGUUUUGCUCUUAGUGCAUCUCUCUCUCUCUCUCUGAGUGAAAUCAUCAGCAUUGUGAAGCUCACAGAACUGUAAAAGGGAAAGUUGAUUCGAGUAAAAAAGGAAUGCUUGAUACGAGUUUCUACAAGGGUAACUCUAUCACAGGUGGCGUUGUCAAGCUUUCCUCACCGGCCACUGUUGACAACAUAGCUUCUGUUUCCCCAUUGGUCAAACUCCCAUUGUAUUCAUCCACCGUAGUCUUCUGUUUCCCCAUUGGUCGCUUGAUUUCUUGGUAGGCUGCUGCUUUGUCUUUGGGAUCCAUAGCAGGUGUGCUCCCAGUGUUGUCAGGUUCCUUGAUACAGCACUAAUACGUAUCAUUUUGAAGGUCCUCGUCGAUGUCCAAAUCAAACGAGGACAUUCUCCAA